GAUUUAAAUUGCUAAGUGUUUGAAUGAUGGCCCAUCAGGUCAAUACUAAGGAUGUAAAUGGGCUGGAUUAUUUGGCAUAUGCAGCAUCUGGUUCAAUGUGUGAAGGUUCUCAGUGUCAACCAGCUUCUGCAGGCAUUUCCUACUCGAUGGCAAUGGGUGAUGUUUCUUACGGUCGUCUGCAAUCUGUAGUUCCUGUGAGAAACAAUUCUGAUGGCUCGCAUCCAGCACAUCGCGUGGUACAGCUUAGAAAUAUGGCUCCUAGCUUAGGCGUGGCUGCAACUCAAGGAGAAAAUGCAAGUUAUUCAAAUGCUGAAGCUUGUCACUCGAUGACACCAGGAUUUCAGCAAGCGGAAUCCUCUCCGAUAUCUUCUCAUAUGAAAAGUAGUCAGUUGCAGCAACCGCUGUUAAUUUUAGCACCACUAACUGAGCUAUCACAGUCGUCCGCGUUCCCUGCAAACAAUAAAUCAUGCCACAACUCAACAGCAGUCGGUGAUGCGAACUCGCUGGGACACAAGAUGAUUGGAGGUGCCAAUUUGUUCCAAGAAGUUUCUAAUCCGCCAGCUCGUAGCAUUAAGACUGACGCGAAGUCAUUUGUGAACAUGCCUCAACAAUUUAGCCAUCCUGUUUUAGUGCCAUACACAAUUUCGAACUCAAUUGAUGGUCAAAUAUCGCAAAUUAAUUGGUCUCCCUCUUCUAACUCUCAACAAAUGAUUACUCAAGGCGUCGUAUUUCCACAUUACCAAAUAGCGAACAUGUCAGCCCAGGCUGGCUUGCUAUCUUCAGAGUCUGUGUUUACCACAAAAGAACUUGUCUCUCCCGGGCAGAUAUUCUCUAUUUUACCGAAGACUAACGUGAUUCAAAUUCACUCCCUACCACACGCUUCAUCUAAUAAUAUAGAUGAACCGGCGGGUAUUGAAGUGAACGAUGAAGGCACUAACAGCAAUUAUAAUUGUUCAUCGUCUUAUCCGUAUGCCGGUAAUGUUUUUGCUUAUUCCUCACAAAACAAAUCGGAAGAUGAUGGUGGUCAAAUCAUACUCCCCAGUUUCCCAACUGAGGUUUGUGGCGAACCUGUUGAUUCUGUUGUUGUUUACUCGCCACACAGUCAACCCACCGGAAAGGGAAUAAGCAUCAAUACGUCCAGAAAUAACCAAGUUAUUGUUAACUCUAGCGCCCCAUCUGUAACUAGCACUGAAAUUGAAUUAGUUCACGGAGUCAUGUCCUCACCUCAAAUUUCCAACACGUUUCCACUAACUUCUUCCGUGGUACAAACAAUUCAAGGGAAAAACAUUUUUUGCAAUGGGCCUUUACAGCCACGGAUUGUGGAAGAUACAGAGGUGGCGUGUGAUCGUAUCGUUGUUGAUGUGCAAGGUUCUCCGCUUAUUCUUGGUCUACCUUCCUCUUCUGUUCGUACCGAAACAUCUAUACCGGUUUCUAACAGUGUUGUGAACCGUCCUUUGAUGGCGAAGCCAAAACUUGCACCUGCCAUCAACUGCCCUAUUAUUAGUAGUAACGUGCUCAACAAUACUUCUACUGGUGACGAGCAGAUGACUUCAUCAACUUCAGAAAUGACGACUAAUAAUUCAACUAAAUCGGGCCAAACUUCAUACACCUGUCCGGGUUGUACGAUGGUUUUCACUAAUCUAUAUUUUUAUAAGCGUCACUUGAAAACUCAUGGGUCUGAAAAAAGAGGUUCACUCAACAUGAAGUCAAAAAUAGAAAUUAUCAAGCGUUCAAAAGCUGGAGAAAGAUUGACUGAUCUCGCACUCGAGUACAAUGCUGGCAAAUCAACUUUACUUACCAUAAUAAAAAAUUCCGAAAAGUAUUUGCAACUGGAAGAGGGUGGUAAACUGUCUGCCGAUCGCAAGAGAUUACGAAAAGCUGUUAGAGAAGAUGUCGAGGAAGCUGUCUAUAUGUGGUACCAACAAGGAAUGAAAAUGAACACACCGAUUACUGGGCCCAAAUUAUGCAAGAAAGCUAAAGAUUUCGCUCUCAAACUUGGUCACAAGGACUUCAAAGCAUCGAACGGCUGGUUGGACAGAUUUAAACACCGAAAAGGUCUACAGCUGCAUCGUAAUGUUAAACCUAUCAAAACCUCAGUUGCAGGCUACGAUCUGCCUGAUUUGGAUAACAAUCCUCAGAAUUUCAAUACUGUUACUUUACCUACGUUGCUCAUGGAAUACGAAGCCAGAGACAUAUUUUUUGCCGAUGAAUUUGGCUUAUUUUUUUCGGCACUCCCUGAUGAUUGUGUUGAUACAAGUCUUGUGAGAUGCUGCAACGGAGGCUUAAGCUCUAAACGUCUCACAGUCCUCGCUUGCUGCAACAUGAAUGGUUCUGAAAAGCUUCCUCUUGUGGUCUUGGGCCGUUAUAAAGUGCCUAAUACUAACGAACUGCUUAGUAAGUUCCCCAUACAGUAUUAUUUCAACUCUAAGUCUUGGAUGACUGCAAACUGUUUCAAAACUUGGCUAAUAAACACAGACAAUUGGUUUAAUGAAACUAAACGUAAAGUGUUGCUUCUCGUCUCCUCUUCGCCUGUACAUCCCACAGACAUUGGGCUAAAUGCCAUCAAAAUAGUUAGCGCUCCCCUCAUCUUCAAGGGGCCUAUGAAGUUGGGUAUUAAUAAAUGUGUGAAGCAACAGUACCGGCGAUCAGUAAUUGAACUUGUGUUGGACAUACUCUCGUCUCGAAAAUCUGAUCCUGGUUAUCCGAAAACUUCGAAGGUUUCCUUGGUGCAAGCUCUUCAUUUCCUUGCAAGAGCAUGGCAAAAUGUUAGUACGACAGCGAUUUGCAAUGGAUUUCUUCGUGCGGGUUUCUCUAAGUAUGGACCCUGGUCAGUCAAUGAUAUGUCAAGUAACAGUUUGGCUGCGGACAACCUCGAGCUCUUGCACAGCCUUAAAGAGAAUGGCUUCAAAAUAGACCCUAACUUUACGUUCAACGAUUUCGUAUCGUUUGACGACGAUGUGCAAGUGUGCCAGUUAAUGGAUGAUGAUGCGAUAAUUUUUGCAGUCACUGCCAAGGAACAAGCAAAAGAAGAGUCUGAAUCUGAGUUGGAGGAUGUGGGCGAGUCACUCCCCAUUGUUAUCACGAGGUCUAAGCUCGAGAUGACCAGUAGUAGCGCCAAAAUACACAGCGAUACUAAUAAAUGUGACUCUUUCAAUGAAAAUGCGUUGUUCUGUAGCCUACAAUUUCUACAGUCGCAUGUUCAAAAGAAGACGCCGGCUUGCCCUGAACUUUCUUCUGUUUUUCUCAAAUUACAUUGUCUCAUAGACGAAUCAUUGAUGAAGAUUAAGUCUGGUAUCACUGUUUGACAGUUUAUACAAGGUGAUUCAUGGAAACUUCCUAAUUUGAAAGCUUACUGAAAAAUAAUGAAGAUAUCCUGUCAAUAUAAAUUUCAUUGAAAAAGACAUCACCUGAAUUUUUAUAUCACUUAGUUUUAGACAUCGGGCAAAUGACGGCCCCUAUUGUCAAUGC
Molecule: messenger RNA, 3468 nt
Organism: Hyalella azteca
Lineage: Eukaryota; Metazoa; Arthropoda; Malacostraca; Amphipoda; Hyalellidae
Exons: 1
Coding region: 24-3305 (1093 amino acids)
Cellular component (GO): nucleus
Molecular function (GO): DNA binding
Source: RefSeq, a predicted model, not a curated record